AUAUUAUUCAAUUUGAACGCUUCUCGCUUCAACGAUCUUCUUUCUCUGUGGAAACCGUGUGAAGAAGCACCUCCAUUGUUAAAACUUGAUUGAGCUUUAUAUAUAAACCCCACCAACGUCCUUCAUAUCUGACACAAAACCAUCUUUUAUUUGUUUAUUUUCUCAGUGGGAAACAUGUUUGAUUGGAGAUUGAGAAGAAAGCUGAGAGUUGGAGGGAAGAAGAAGAAGAAGGAAAAGCCUGAAAUAAUGGAGCUGCAGAUUCCGAAUCAUUUCCAGUGUCCGAUAACGAUGGAGCUCAUGAAAGAUCCUGUGACAUUAUCUUCCGGGAUAACUUAUGAUCGGGAAAGCAUUGAAACUUGGCUCAAUGCAGGAAAUUUUACUUGUCCUGUAACCAAUCAGGUUCUCAGGAAUUUCGAUCAGAUUCCUAAUCAUACUCUCAGGAAAAUGAUUCAAGAUUGGUGUGUUGAAAAUCGGCUUCAUGGGGUUGAACGGAUUCCGACUCCGAGAGUUCCGGUGACUUCCGGCGAAGUCUCGGAGAUUCUUUUUGAUUUGAAGUUUUCUGUGAAGAAUUUGGAUCAAUCUGGGGUGUUGGAAUCGUUGAACGUGAUAAAUAAAUGGGGAUUUGAAAGCGAACGAAACAAGCUUUGUAUUGUCUCCAAUGACGCCAGUGAAGUGCUUGCAGAAGCUUUCUAUGUGUUUUCAAAAAAUCCUGAAACUUUUGAAAGAUUUUCCCAAGUGUUAAUGGAGUUAUUAUCAGCUUUGAACUGGAUGCUUCCGCUUGAAGACGAUAAACCCUUGAAGUUUUUAGCCUCAGAAGCGUCUUUACGCUGCUUGCUUUGGUUCAUCAACAACAAUCAAGACAUUUCCGUAAAACAAACGGCCAUUUCAGUGAUGAAGGAGAUCAAGUCUUUCGAAGAACAAGAUUUACAAGUUCUAAUCGAUUCUGGAGUGGUUGAAACACUGAUGAAGUUCAUUGAAGACCAGAUUUCUCGUACGAUCACCAAGGCUUCAUUAAUGGUGAUUUUCGCCAUGGUUUCUGCACCAAACGAGAAGAUUAAUAUAAAAUCAUCAUUCGCGGAAAAGGGUUUGGUCUCAUUGCUUCUGAAUCUCAUAAUAGAUUCAGAAAAGAGCAUUUGCGAGAAGGGAUUGGCCGUUUUGGACAGGAUUUGUGAGAGCAAAGAAGGGAGAGAAGAAGCCUGUGAAAAUGCAUUAACAGUGCCGGUUUUAGUGAAGAAAAUCCUGAGAGUUUCAGAAAUGGCAACCCAGUUUUCGGUUUCUGUAAUUUGGAAACUCAGCAAAUUUGAUCAGAAAAAUGAAGGGAAAAUCUUGUUUGAAGCCCUGCAAGUCGGAGUUUUUCAGAAACUGGUGUUGCUUUUACAGUGUGGCUGUGAAGAUUCAACCAAGGAGAAAGCAACUCAACUUCUGAAAUUGAUGAAUCCUUAUAGAGCUGGUUUGGAAUGCACUGAAUCUGAAGAUUUCAAGAAUCUGAAGAGGUCUUUUUGAGAAGGUUUUUUGUUUUUUUUAACAUAUAAAUUUUUGUUUCAUUCUAUUUAUUCUUUUGUAAUAAAUUUGAUUACAAUUCUUCUCACAAGAGGGAAGAAAUUUAUGAAGAAUGUGUACAAAAAUAAGGUUUUUCUCAUAAGCAAUUCAAGUUUGAUUCAAAUAUUCGGAUUUAAA
Molecule: messenger RNA, 1677 nt
Organism: Mangifera indica (mango)
Lineage: Eukaryota; Viridiplantae; Streptophyta; Magnoliopsida; Sapindales; Anacardiaceae
Product: U-box domain-containing protein 21-like
Exons: 1
Coding region: 175-1503 (442 amino acids)
Biological process (GO): protein ubiquitination
Molecular function (GO): ubiquitin protein ligase activity
Source: RefSeq, a predicted model, not a curated record